Molecule: messenger RNA, 3159 nt
Organism: Cladocopium goreaui
Lineage: Eukaryota; Dinophyceae; Suessiales; Symbiodiniaceae
Source: the annotation of a GenBank genome assembly
GAGUUGAAGUGCAGCUGGCUUUCGUUCAAGGAGGAUCCGAAUUGGCAGUACCUCUUUACUGCUUUUGGCCUGACGGAAGUCACGAAAUCGAUCAGAGCUGAAAGCAAGAGGAAGCCAGCUGCAACGGAGACCAGCACGCCACCAAAAAAGAAGAAACCGACACCUGAAGAUUCGGAGAUGAGCCCGGCCAAGACCUCGACUGCUCCCAAGAAGGUUGGUCAAUGUAGAGCUGCCAACUUUGGUCAGCCAAAGAAAGUGCCAGAGACCCUUGCAAGGGCAGGUGUACCAGUUGUGACCAAGGAAGAUGGUCCUUUUGAUCCCGCCGCAGAUCGGGAGGACCCAGAGGACCCGGAGACCAUCAAGAAAGCAGACAAAGAUUUGAGACUUAUCGCUGACGAACCCCUUGUGGCACCGGGCAAAAUCUUCCGCAAACAGCACGGACGGAUAGCAAAGAAGGUGCGGUCUUCGAUCCACCUGAAGGGUGCCGUUGAUUGUCAGGAGAAGGGUUUCGUGAGUUUGCAGACAAAGUUAGUGAAAGGUGAGCUUCCAACGUGUCCAGCUUGCUUGGAAUUUCUGAAGGUCCAGAAUUUCGACAUGGAGACUCUCCAGGCUCGCCUCAACCCAGAACAAGUUGGCCAUCCAGAGAAGGAUGCACCAAACGCUGGUGCUCUCGCUGAUGAAGAUGAUGCCGAUCCCCUCAGCUAUGCCAAGAAGAUGUACCCGGUCAUCGUCCUCCUUCCUCCAGGAUCGUUUGGCAAGAAGCUGCCAUAUAGGUGCACUUUGUGCAAGACGGCUAGGUGGCCAGGUGGAAAAGUUGGUGAUCUCUGCGCGAGGAAGAGCGAGUCUGUCAGGGGUUUCUUGGACAGUCACCUAAAUUCCCAGAUGCACAUCAGCCUUUCACAAGGAAAACGGCAUCUAGGAAACUCGCAACAGGCAGACUGCUGUGGACUUGAGGUCAACGAUACCACUCGCAGUGGUCCGCUUGGCAAUGUCUGGAAGUCCGAGUUUGAGACUUGGAUCGCAAUGACCAACCUUGAGCAAUUUGGCAGGCACACCUACUGGCAAGAGAAAUCCAAGGACGGCCAGAGUUGGUUCAUUCGUUCCCAGACUUGCAAGAAGAAGGUUCUCUGGGAUAUUGACGAAUCAGAGAAGCCGAUUUGUGAAGAAUGCAUGAAGCUGGGUUCUAGUACUUGUGUGGUCCGGGCAGUGUCCAAACAUUCCCAGAAGUACAUGGCAGCCAGGUUGUUGCAUGCCCGCCUCUUUGAAGGGAAAGAUGGAGUCAAGGAAGUGGAGAAGGCAUUCUACAAUGGCGGCCUUUACGCCAUAGAUCCAAAGAAGGUGAAUGACACCCUGGCAUUGAAAACUGAUCAUUUGCAGCAGAUUGUGCGAGCCAACUGGGCGCAUGGACUCUGGACUCUCAAAGGGCCGCAAAUGGACUUCUUCAAGUCCACUGUCCAGCCGAGUCUUCGCUACAGUCCGGGGUCCGUGCCCGAAUGCUUCUCGGAUGUUUUGGUACGAUUUCGUGCAUACGUGGCCAGUGGAAUAGCAUCCGAAUCUGAUCAAGUCAACUUGGUCUGUCGUUGCAAUGAAUGCAGCCGGGAAGCAGCCUUGAUAGCUGAUGCCGGGCUGAAGCUGGCAUUGGCGGGAGGAAAUUGGAAGCUGGGACAGAUGCCCUUUGGCAGCAGGUUUGGGUUGUCAUCAAGAUUGUGCCGAACCUCCUUGGAUCUACUCCUUCCACGAAGCUUGCCGUGCCCUGCGCUGGCUCUCAUGUUCCCAGAUGUGCUAGAGACCAACUUCCGUCUGUUGGAUCAACGAUUCAGCAAAGGCUCUGCAUCCAAACGUCGGUUGUGGUGCGCAUUUGAUGAAACCUACUUGACUCAGACUUUGGUGCAAACAAUUCUUCACGAGAGACAGGUGCUUGUAGGAGGAGCUUGGUCGCCUGAAGCUGAAGAGGAUGCAUGCUUGGACAUGGCAAAAGAGAACUUGAAUAUCAAGGACAUCACCAAGGCAUCAUCCAUGAUGACCUUCUUGGCAUGGGAUCCAUGCGCAAUGCAGAAAGCGCCCUUGACGUUCUGCUCGCUGCCAGUGCGCCACAGCUUCAAGGGCGCGGAAAAAUACAAGGGUAACUGGACCAUUCUCGAGAUUGUGGGCCGGAUCAUGGAGAGUGAUGCCAGGUCCGGAAAAACCAUCCGGGGCCUGGUCUUUGACGCGCAUGGAUCACAUGCCUUUGUGCGUCGCGUGAUCUUCGGGGAUUUCGAGGAUGUGUGCAGGGAGUCUGUCAAAAAGGUCCCAUUCUUCCGGCACUUGGAACACAGAGAGCUUCCAAACCAUCGUCUUCCAAGGCUACCUUUGCGCAUCGCGCUGUACGAAGGGGAGCCUAUCUUUUGCAUGGUCGGACCCUGUCAUGCGAACAAGAAUGCGCAGGGACAAUUGAAUUCCUGCCUUCGAGUGCUCUAUUACGGGGACUUUUGGGCAGACAUGACGGGGGCAAGGUCGUUUGGUCUACCACCUGCUGCGUACUCCAGAUUGCAGCCGAUGAGCGACAAAUUGAACGCUCUCUUGAGCAACCCCUACUUUUUGUGUGAAACUGUGGAAGGGCCACUAGCUUCUAUGGAGGUACCGUGGUCGUUGAAAGGAGCCACGUUGCACAACAUCACCGUCGCUCUUUGCAUCUCGCCUGCUCUCCAUCAUUUUUUGACAUUGAUUGAGAGAUGCGAAGCCGCAGUUUGUGGUUUUGUCUUGCUAGACCUUUGGAAGCUGUGCGCUGACAAGAAGGCUAGUGACCUGGGAGUUCCGAAGGGAACUACUUGGAUGGCAUCCCAAACGCAAUACAAUUUACAGGGCACAGCCCUGUCGACAAUAGCCCUGUGUGUGGCCAAAUGCGACGAUUUCAUGCCGUGGAGAUACGGCUUCGCCCGGCUCUCUGAGUUGGCAAUAGAGCACCAAUUCGGGCAUCUGAGAUCCCAAGUGGCCAGUGCUCAAUUGAGUACCCGUGGGUUUUGGCAUGCAGAUGCCAGACAAAGCUUGAAAGUCAAUGAUGUCCUGAACAAGUGCAAGCCAACACCUGCAGCAACAGAAAGGGCCUUGAACGACUCAGAGUCCCUUGCCAUGAUUGGCUGCAAAGUUCACCAGUUUCAUACAUGUUCAUUCAUUUUCUAG